Molecule: messenger RNA, 540 nt
Organism: Fusarium subglutinans
Lineage: Eukaryota; Fungi; Ascomycota; Sordariomycetes; Hypocreales; Nectriaceae
Exons: 2
Coding region: 1-540 (179 amino acids)
Source: RefSeq, a predicted model, not a curated record
AUGGGUAAGAAGAGAAAGUCAGUAUAUGCCGUCAGUAUUGGACGCAAUUGGGGGUUCCGAACCGACUAUAACGAUGUCCUGGAAGACACUUACCAGUAUCCGGGAGCUGAGUUUGCAGGGUUCCAAAACACGGAGGAGGCCAGAGAGUGGUUGGAGGAACCGAGACGUACCAAACGCCGCGAUAUGCACCUAGCCCGGCUCGAAGAACCGGAUGACGAACAAGUUCGUUCUCAGUUGGAAGCCGAGGUGAAGGCCUUGAACGACAAAAUCGUCUUCAAGACAGCGGCCAAGGUCACAGUUAACGAGAAGGAGCUUAAUGAUAUUCCUAGGGGAGCUACCUCUACUCCAUCUCCUUCUCCAUCUCCCGCUCCAUCUCUCUCUUCUUCCCCCUCUUCCUCUCCUUCUCCUUCUCCGUCUUCCUCCUCUCGUUGUUCUCGCUGUUCUGGUUGCUCUUGCUCCUCUUCUCCCGGCGAUGAUCUUCCUUCGUCUCCUCCUUCUACCAAGCCAGUUAAGACGACUUCUUCCCCUGCCUCUGAUUAG